AUGGCAAGCAAGCGAAAGCGAGAAGAGUUCUUCUUCGACCCCAAUCAAUCUGAUCCCGAGGAUGAGAACUUUGAGCCGGGCGUGGAUCGGCCGAGUAGGAGCAAAAAACGCUCGCGCUCAUUAAAGAGUUCCAAAGGUAGCCGGAAGAGGAAUAACCGGUAUCGAGGGUCAGAUAUCGAAGACAAUGACGAUAUUUCGGACAGCGAAGCCGACGAAUCCUUUGAGGAUGAUGUCGGUGAAGAUGACGACGAGGAUGAUGAUUUGCCAGUCAAUGCCGCAGGCCGAAAGACCCGGAGAGCCGCAGCCAAGCCCGUGAAGUACGAAGAAGAAAGUGAAGACGAAGAAGAAGAAGAAGACAACGGGGAAAAUGAAGAGGACGAGGAAAAUGAAGAAGAUAAGGAGGAGGAAGAUAAGGCCGAUGAUUCCGGCGAUUCCCCUGUUGCAGCUGCUGCCACAAGGAAAAACACCCGACGCAACAGCAGCGCAGUGGAGGUCGAGGAUCCGCCUGAGAAGCCCAAGGGGCAGCAGCCUACGAAGCUCGUAAAGCUCAAGAUCAACCGGUCGAAGUUGGAGCUGGCGCUGGCUGGUGCGCCACAAAGGAGAACGCGCUCUCGGACAGUAGAGGCCGAUGAAGAACCAGUAGAGCUGUCGAACUCCGGAAGGCAUGCUCGUCUGGUUUCCAAGAGUAGAAGCCCGGAAAUCAAAACUCGUACCCGAUCAUCCCGUGCCGCCAAAGGGCUAGCCAAGCCCCCCGAGACUAUUCAGGAAGCCACCCAAGAAAGCAACGGUCAUCAGCCCGAAGAGGUUGAUGAGUUAGCCGGCCACCACGAGGAUGUCGCUGCCGACGUCACUGCGGAUGCCGAAAUGGAGGACGCUCCGGCUGAGGAGGCAGAUGCACCGGGCGAGGCCCCUGUGGCCGAUGAAGUGGUACCCGAGGCGGAAGAAGAAGACGAGGAUGACGUUCCAAUUACUAGAGGUCGUAGCACCCGAGCGCGACGAACCAACGGCCCGGAAAACGACGACCAGGACUCCGCAGCAGAGAAAGCAAGCCAACAUCCAAGUCGUCGACUGACUCGCCGAUCUGCCCUUCGAAAGUCGAAGUCGGCCCAGGAGCCAAGUAGCGAUUUUGAGCCCGGUGAGGAGUCUGCCGAGGAUGCAGCCAUGUCCGAUUCAUCAAAUGCCAAUCAGGAAGACGUUGGCCUUGACAGUCCAACCCCUCGAGGUCCACGCGGAAGAACCAAGGGCAGAUCCGCCAAAAGCUCUCGCCGGGGCGCCGACUUGGAUGACGAAGUUGAGCUUGACAAGGACGAGCUGGCAGAUGAACUGGAAGAUCUCAGAGAAACCUCACGCACGCGGUCUCGCCGAGCCCGGCGACCCUCUCCUGCCAUUCUUUACCAGGAAACCGUGUCAAAGCGGCGCCGUGCUGCUGCUAAACCUAUGAACUACUUCAUGCCCCCCGUGACUGCGGCCCACAUUGAGGAAGAAGAGGACGUCGGGGAAGAGCCCGCUCCCACACCAGCGCGCCGUCGCGGCCGUGCAGGUGCUAGCCAAGCAUGGGAUCGGCCACUCAACACCACCUUCGGCCCCUUUGGUGGCGGCGGCGGGAUUGGCUCGCUCCUCGGCGGGCCCUGGGGCACUGGAGCCACCGGCGGCGUUGAAUCAGAUAGCAGCGAUGACGAAAUGGGCCACAGGUCGGGCAUGGCUGGCAAUGUGGGCAUGACCCCGACUUCGGCUGCCGCACCAGCACUGCUUCCAGGCCUGGCUCAGACGCUCGGGGAGACUGGUCUCGGAGCGACACCCAACGUUGGGAAGGUCAAGAAUCAGAAGGCGUUGGCCGAUGCAGACCCCUUAGGCGUUGAUUUGAGUGUGGACUUCAGCCAAGUCGGUGGCUUAAAGGGUCAUAUCGACCAGCUCAAGGAGAUGGUGCAGCUGCCUCUAUUGUAUCCCGAACUCUUCCAGAAAUUUCACGUCACCCCACCCCGGGGUGUCUUGUUCCAUGGACCGCCGGGAACUGGUAAAACUCUCUUGGCCAGAGCUCUCGCCAAUUCUGUUGGCAUUGGUGGUCGGAAGAUCACUUUCUACAUGCGCAAAGGAGCGGAUGCCCUCAGUAAAUGGGUGGGCGAAGCCGAAAAGCAGCUCCGGCUUCUCUUUGAAGAAGCUAGACGAACGCAGCCAAGCAUCAUUUUCUUCGAUGAGAUUGAUGGUCUCGCUCCGGUGCGCUCGAGUAAACAAGAGCAGAUCCAUGCGUCCAUCGUAUCGACCCUUUUGGCAUUGAUGGAUGGUAUGGAUGGCCGUGGCCAAGUCAUCGUCAUUGGCGCGACCAACCGGCCGGAUAAUAUUGACCCUGCGCUCCGGCGCCCCGGUCGCUUCGACCGGGAGUUCUACUUCCCUCUGCCAGACUUGGAAGGUCGCCGUUCCAUCAUCGACAUACACACAAAGGACUGGGGUCUCUCCGACAGCUUCAAGCAUUCUUUAGCCGAGAACACAAAAGGAUAUGGCGGCGCCGACCUUCGGGCACUCUGUACCGAGGCGGCUCUCAACUCCAUUCAGAGAACGUAUCCCCAGAUCUACAGUGCGACGGAUAAGCUUGUUGUCGACCCUGCAAAGAUCAACGUCCACGCCGCAGAUUUCAUGAUGUCAAUCAAGAAAAUGAUCCCGUCCUCGGAGAGGUCGGCGGGGUCCGGAGCUGCGCCCCUCCCCAAGUCGGUUGAACCUCUUCUGCGUGAUCAGUUCAACACGGUCAAGGAAAUCCUCGACGAGCUUCUCCCUCGCAAGAAGAAGCUGACGGCUCUGGAGGAAGCUAUGUUCGAACAGUUCGACGACGAUGACCAUGGCUUUGGGCGCGAACAGAUGCAUCAAGAGUUUGAGCGAUCUCGCAUUUUCAGACCCAGAUUUCUCAUUACUGGGCUUGUCGGCAUGGGCCAAGCGUACUUGUCGUCUGCUUUGCUGCACUACUUUGAAGGAGUCCAGGUCCAGAAUUUUGGUCUGCCCACCCUACUCGCUGAUGGACGUCCCGUUGAGCAAGUGAUUGUCAGCCUUUUCACCGAAGUCAAGAGGCACAAGCCCAGCGUCAUCUAUAUCCCAAAUAUCGACUCGUGGUUCACUACGCUAAGAGAUACUGUUGGCUACGUAACAUUCAAAGCGUUGCUGAAGUCCAUACCUCCCACAGAUCCCAUCUUGGUACUUGCCACGGCCGAGUACGAAAAUGGGGAGGGUAUUGAUCCUAUGCUAUGGAAGGAGAUAUUCGCCUAUUCCAUGAAGAAUAGACUGGAGAUUGCUCGGCCGAAAGCUGAGAAUCGCCGCGAGUACUUCAAGUCUAUAUUGGAGUACAUCCGCAAGAGCCCAACCGACUUCCCAGACCCGGCUCACAGGAAGAAACGAGUGCUUGAGAAGCUGCCACUUGCUCCUCCCCCGCCGCCGAAAGCCCCUUCGAAAGAGGAAGAAAAGGCCACGCAGAAGAGAGAUCGUCAGCUUCUCAACAUCCUGAAAGUACAACUUCAGCCGAUCAUGGACCAGAUCAACAGGAAGUAUAAGAAGUUCAGGCAACCAGUCAUCCCAGCUCACCAGCUGGAGUACCUCUUCCUCGAAUCCGACCCCAACUACAUCCGCCCGGACGUUCCCGGAGCCGAAGAGCGCCCAUUCGAGAUCGUCAAGGACAAAUAUGGGAACGAUGUCCUGCGGGAAACAGCGACGGGCAAGACGUUCCACAACCUCGAGACCACCACCAUCGAGGAGCGACUCUCUAACGGGUUUUACGCGCGGCCUGAAGAUUUUCUUUACGACAUCAAAACUCUCGCGAAGGAUGCCAAAAAGAUUGGCGACAAGGAGAGGACCCUUAAGGCUAAUGAGCUUGUCAGCAACGUCGAGGUGGAUGUCGCGGCGAUUCAAGCCAACAGCAACAUCGACUGGGAAGGCCUUCGGUCCAGGCAGUUGCAGCGUGCGAAGGCGGCGGCGGAGAAGGAGCGCAAACGCAGGGCGAUGCAGUCCAUCGUCAACCUCGUCCAGUCUGACACGGCCGCUGCUAACGACAGCGACUCUCAGGGUCCAGUUACCUUGGGCGAGCCGAUCCCCGGAUCCCGUCAUACUAGCACGCGCUUCCAGCCUAUGAGCCCCCCAUCUAAUGGUAUUGGUGGGCGCUUGGGCUCACGUGCACUGAGCAAUGGGAUCUCUAAGCCGCUGAUACAGAGCGACGUGCACAUGAGUGGUGUCGACGACGAUACGCAGCCGGUUGCCGAACACACCCUAAUGAGGCCACCGGCCGAGGGACCCGUGGCGGGGCUUGCCUCUGGAGAUCAAUCAAUGGGCACAGCCACAGCCACAGCCGCUGGCGUGACACAGCUGUCCCAGAAAUCCGCCGUCACGACUGUCCCACCGGGAGUGUCGCCUUCCGCUCUCGCGAACGAUGCGUCGACGACCAAGACGUCUGACCCAUCGGACCGAUCCUCGAGCAAGUGGAGCACGCAGAUGACCAACGGCUAUCCCGCGGACCAGAACACGCAGAACGAUCAUUCGCAGCUCCUCGACACGCAGGAACUCCCCGGCGCCCAGUCGAAUCACGGUGGUGACGACUCAUGGGCGCAUUCCCAAGCCGACGGCAUUGCGCGAGGUUUUGUUCACCCGGGAGAUGUGGGGGUGGGAUCUUAUCCGUCCCAGCGUCCAUCCAGCAGCCUCCACGACUCACCGAGCAAUGAGCACGUCAGAAACUCGGGCAACUCGGGAUCUUCACCGUCGCAACCCCAGCCAGUUAUCCACGAGGGUCAGGUUGAGAAUUUCCUCGAUGACCUGACAGAGCGCACAUCGGGAUGCACGAUUGAACAACUCGAACAGAUCAACCGAGAGCUGAUGGACGAGAUCUGGAGGACGCGGGGAGAGUGGAACCGAAUGAAGGUGCUUGGGUCUGUGAAGAAGGUAUUCAACGAGACCAUCUCCGAUAUAGAACACAUCCAGUGUCUUCUGCAGCAGAGCCAGUAG
Molecule: messenger RNA, 4971 nt
Organism: Sodiomyces alkalinus F11
Lineage: Eukaryota; Fungi; Ascomycota; Sordariomycetes; Glomerellales; Plectosphaerellaceae
Product: AAA-domain-containing protein
Exons: 4
Coding region: 1-4971 (1656 amino acids)
Biological process (GO): positive regulation of transcription by RNA polymerase II
Cellular component (GO): nucleus
Molecular function (GO): chromatin binding; histone binding; ATP hydrolysis activity
Source: RefSeq, a predicted model, not a curated record